CCGACAAACGAACUAAGGCUUCUUUUAUCAGUCAACCACGACCGCGUGAGGCCCACAGUUGAGUUUGUGCGACGGUGGUGCGUUUACCGUGCGAGACACAUCGUGACUUCUUCUUCUUCUUCUUCUUCUUCUCCUUCUUCCACUUCUUGCUCCUCCUCCACCUCCGUUCUUUUUUUCAUUCUUUUCCCGCGAUAUCGGUGAACCUUUGCGUGUACGAUCCUCGGCCAACAGUGGACCAUUAAUCAUUGAUCUCAGUGUCCUAUCGCGAGUCAACGAAAGCGGCAUUUCAUUUCGAUCCACGUAGCAAGGGAUCGAGAAGAAUCCUAUAAGAGAUCUCACGCGACUUCAGCAACAAGAUCGAACAACCACGAGCCAGAAGUGGCAGGGUUAAUCGAAUAUCAAGGAACAAUAAACGCUUUACUAGGAAACGUCGACACGCUGGCGCAAAUUCUUCAAUACAUCGUUACUACAUCGAGGCUGACGGAAAUAGGCAGGUCCGACGUGAAACUGUCACAGGUCGAUCCCGGACUCUGCCAAUUUCGAAGGGGAUACCACAAGAUCGUCCGUCAACAUCGUACUCGGUAUGGUCGUUUUUCCGGACUCGUCGAUUGAGCCGGCACUGUUGAACGUCACUGAUAUAAAGUUAAACAACUCCGUGGAUCACAAUGAGCAAUUAGCAAACAUGCCGAACGACAGGGGUGUUAAGGAUCACGCGUUCACCAUACAGCGGGACAAUAUGUCGAACGGGAAGGAUAACUACGCGCUAGAUUUCGAUUGCAUCGAGAAGGGUAACGAUAAGAAGGCCGACAUCAAAGCGGAACCUGAUGUCGUAAAGAAAGUGGCAGCGGGUCUGAAAAGCCCUAACGGCCAAAAGAACAAAACGGACAUGUCACUGCCCUAUCUCGGUGCUGGAUCACUUUCCAGUGGAAGUUCCAUAGUGACGAUCUCUUCCGUCGCAAAUUCAGAUCCUGAUCCUUCCUUUGGUAAUAACGGGGAUGGCUUUGGCAACAGAGCGUACAGAGACGAGAGAUGGUAUCAGACCACGCUUCAAGUCGCCGUGCCUUUCUUCAUCGCUGGAAUCGGUACGAUCGGGGCGGGACUGGUGCUAGCAGAGGUCAAGGACUGGCCAGUGUUUCGCGCGGUUUCUCAAUUAUUCAUUCUGGUGCCCUCGCUGUUAGGGCUGAAAGGCAAUCUCGACAUGUGCCUGGCCUCGCGCUUGUGCACGCAAGCGAACCUUGGCAACAUGCACGGCUGUCGCGAGAUCACGAAGAUGAUCAUCGGGAACAUAGCGCUGGUGCAGAUACAGGCGAUCGUCGCGGCUCUUCUGGUGUCGAUUUUCGCCGUGGUUGUGGACGCAAUCGCGGAAGGCAGCGCGUACACCUUCAAAUGGGAAAAUUGUCUGUUAUUAGCCACUGCCGGCGUUUGCACCGCCACGAGUUCUUGCUUCAUUCUAGAUUUCGUAAUGAUCGCCGUUAUUAUGAUCUCGUACCGGUGCAAGAUGAAUCCGGACAAUUUGGCGACACCUUUGGCCGCCUCUUUCGGAGACGUCGUGUCAAUUAGCGUGCUAUCAACGAUCGCGUCCGCGCUAUUCCACAGAAUGAGACUGGAAACGUGGCUGUUGUACAUCAUACUUGGUUGUUACUUCUUAAUUUUACCGUUCUGGAUCUACGUGGUUCUCAAGAAUAAAUACACCAGGAACGUGUUAACUUCCGGAUGGGUUCCAGUUUUGUCCGCUCUCUUCAUCAGCGGAUUCGGAGGUUUGGUGCUUGAUCGAGUGGUCGACUCGUUCCACGGUUUCGUGAUCUUCCAGCCUAUCAUAAACGGAAUCGGUGGUAAUUUAGUAUCGGUCCAAGCAUCUCGAAUCUCAACGACGUUGCAUCAGACGACGAUUAUGGGGAUUUUACCGCCGCAUUCGAAAAUACUCGUCGCUCCGUGGACGGCGUUGUUUAAAGGCACGCCGUACGCGAAAACCUCCAGAAUACUCAUUUGCAUGGCGAUCGUAGGCGAGUUGAUCUUCAUUUUCCUCGCCGAUUACAUCAAGCACGGAGUAUCGACUGUACAGGUAUACUUCGUAGUCUCUUACAUCGUGGUAGCGGUUCUUCAAGUAUUACUGCUGCUCUACGUGGCUCAUAUCAUUAUACACGCUAUGUGGCGGUACAAAAUCGACCCGGAUAAUUCGGCGAUACCGUAUUUAACGGCGCUCGGCGACCUUUCCGGCACGAUAUUCCUAGCCGCGGCUUUCUGGUUCCUCGCGAGUAUACACAAAGAGUACCAAAAGUAACGAUAAAUCACGCAAUAGACAAAUUGCGCAUCGAUGUUUAUCCCUGGAAAGUGUCGCGCAUGAUUUUAAGCGACGUUAAAUCGAUGUAACGGCUGUUAGAAAGAGAGAGAGAGAGAAAGGAAGGAAGGAAGAGGCGAAAGAAGAUGGAGAUUAAUUAAGAAGAGAUCCGAUUGAUCUGAAACUGGCAAGAGAGAGAGAGAGAGAGAGAGAGAGAGCGGGAUUGCUUUUUUCCUUCGUUAAGGGAACAUCUUAAUGGUACGUUAGCUGCGUUAAUUAGUUGUCACAUAGAUCGAACAUGGUAGAUUGAGAAAAUGUGUCACCGUUCUUGAAUUAGGAAUACUGAUAGAUAGAACAAAAUACAAUGACAUUGAUUCUAACGUAACUAGAUCGAGCAAUGCGCUCUGUCAUGAUGUAAUUUAUUAUGAUCUAAUGAUCGUGCAGUCGUAAUUACGCAAAACGCGGGUGAAAAAAAAACGCACUGUGAGAAUGAACGUGAUGGCUGACGAUUGAUUAGAGCCGCGAGAUGUGUUAUCACGUUUUUUUAUUAAAUCUUUUUUUCUCUUAAUUAUACCCAAUCGUAUGUAGCAGCAGCAAGCUUUCAGAGUAUUUUAAUGUAGAGCAAAUAUGUUUUUUGCGCGUUCUACACUUCCAAUGGAAUCUUAAGAAACGUAAGCAGAAGACCUAGUCAGUAUUUUAACACUGAUUAAUAAUUGUAUUAUAGAACGAUUAU
Habropoda laboriosa is the source of this 3011-nucleotide messenger RNA. RefSeq names its product solute carrier family 41 member 1-like. NCBI's taxonomy places the organism in Eukaryota, Metazoa, Arthropoda, Insecta, Hymenoptera, Apidae. The record is from RefSeq and is a predicted model, not a curated record. The transcript is spliced from 9 exons. Bases 584 to 2281 code for a protein of 565 amino acids. Gene Ontology annotation, cellular component: plasma membrane. Gene Ontology annotation, molecular function: monoatomic cation transmembrane transporter activity. Gene Ontology annotation, biological process: monoatomic cation transport.